This is a messenger RNA of Closterium sp. Naga37s-1, 2257 nucleotides long. The record is from the annotation of a GenBank genome assembly. NCBI's taxonomy places the organism in Eukaryota, Viridiplantae, Streptophyta, Zygnematophyceae, Desmidiales, Closteriaceae.
AUGAGCAAUUCUGCGGCGCAGAAUGAGCCCUUGUCGCCCCCUUUGUGUGGCCCACCUGCGACGCAGCCCCGUCCGCGCGCGCAGCUCCAUUUCCUCCCAUCCGCGGGGGCGCAGCUCCCUUCUCCCCCUCCCACCUCCAUCCCUCCCCCUCCCCCUCUCAACUCAACCCUUGACGACCUCUUGCGAUUGAAGUCGCAUCAUUCGCCUCACCAUGAUAGACCGGCGCGUUAUCCCGCCAUUCACGGAGGAAGUUCCUACCCCUUCUCCUUCCCGCCCUCUCCCCCUCCUCUGCCGAUCCGGGGAGGGGGGGCGAGGGUGCGGGCGGGGAUGAGUGGAUGGGAUGGGAUCCCCGUCUCACGGCUCAUCGUCUCUCAUCGGCGCAUCACCUCUGCCAGCACUGCCGCCGCCGGUGCUUCCAGCCCUUCUCACACCAUCAUGGGUUCGCACGGCGUGCCUGUGACUCGGAGCGUGGGCCUCCUGCUCGCUGCACUGGCUGCUCUCAUGCUCUCAGCCUGUGCGCCCAGGGCGGCCGCCGUUCGCCAUUCGCACGGCCUGCUGACAGCUGCUUCAAGCAACGCCGCCGACCGUAAGUCACCCGCCUCACAUCACCAGCGCCUCAAACGCACCCUUGCCCGUCUACGUGCCCUCAAUCCCUCAAAGGGUAUGACGGACACUCACCCAUUCCUCCCAUUCACCACUCACUGCUCACCUCUCACCGCUCCUAGUAGCGCUGCUCUGUUUGAAGCAUCUUACCUUGUCAGGCGGAUCACUCACACCUUUCUUUGCUCUCCACGAGUGCAUGCUCCGUCUCACCACGCCUUUGUCUCCUCGUUUUUCCUCUCCUCAUCCCUUCCGUUUCUCUCUGUUCCUACCCUCCUGGACCCUCUCUUUGUCUCUGGCCACUUUCUCUCUUUCACUCUGCCAGACUCGUGUGUGCAGCGCAACUGUGGCGCCAAUGCGGUGUGCGUGAAGGACAGGGGCAGCGCCACCUGCGUCUGCAACGUUGGAUUCUCCAUGACGCCCACUGGCUGUGUUGACAACUGCGCACUUAAAGCGUGUGGCGUCAACGGCAAGUGCAUCAAGGACAGUGCCGGAGUGGCGUCCUGCGUGUGCAACACUGGCUUCGUGCUGCAGGCUGACAAGACUACAUGCAUUGACACUUGUGUGCUCAAGAGGUGUGGGAGUAAUGCCAAGUGCGUGAAGAGCGCUGCAGGAGUGGCGUCUUGCGUGUGUGACACUGGCUUCGUGCUGCAGCCUGAUGGCGUCACUUGCACCGACACAUGUGCGCUGAAGAAGUGUGGCGUCAACGGCAAGUGCAUCAAGGACAGUGCUGGAGUGGCGUCCUGUGUGUGCAACGUUGGCUUUGCUCUGCAGCCCGACGGUUCCACAUGCACUGAUACUUGCGUCAUCAAGAGCUGUGGUGCCAAUGCUAAUUGUGUGAAGGACGCUCAAGGCGUGGCAUCCUGUGUUUGCAACACGGGCUUCCAGAUGCUGGAAGGCACUUGCACUGACACCUGCGUCAUCAAGAACUGUGUGAGGGGCCGGUGCAUCAAGGACGGAUCUGGAGCGGCGUCCUGUGAAUGUAGCACUGGCUACGUUCUGCAGGCAGAUGGCAGGACGUGCAAAGACACCUGCGAGAUCAAGAACUGUGUGAAUGGAGGGUGCAUCCAGGACGGAUUAGGAGUGGCGUCCUGCGUUUGUCAAGAUGGUUUUGCGCUGCUGCUGGAUGGCAGGACGUGUGCUCAUGUCUGUCAGAUCAAGAACUGUGGUCCCAACAGCCAGUGUUUUCCUGCUGGCAAUGGGGCUUUUUGUGUGUGUAACACUGGCUUCGUGCUGCAGGCGGAUAACAGGACGUGCACUGAUGCCUGUGUGGUCAAGAACUGUAGUGCCAACAGCCAAUGCUUUCGUGGUAGUAACGGGGCUUUCUGUGACUGUAACCCUGGCUACGUGCUGCAGGCGGAUGGCAGGACGUGCAGCCAACCUCCUCCUGACCCGUGCCUUUCAAUGACCUGUGGUGCGAACAAGCACUGUAACAACAGUAAUGGAGUGGCGUCAUGUGUUUGUGACAUUGGUUUCGAGAUGCAGGCGGAUAAUACGUGCAAGGAUCGGUGCGAUGGCUUUUCGUGUACGUUUGAAGGCUAUGAGGGCGUUGCGUCCUCCCCCGCACACUGCGAGAAGUCGCCAGUCACAGGGGAUCCAUUUUGUGCCUUCGAUGACUGGUUGCAUGACUAUGCUGCGGAUUAUUAUGAUUGUGUUG